AUUGAUCGGGGUUAGAUGGAUUCGUUCCGUCUAAUGGAUUCAUCCUUAAGCUUUAGAGAAAGGGAUUCGAUUAUUUGUCCCCACAGACGGCGCCAAUUGUGAGAGACAAGGUUUCACUUCUUAGAUUUAGGUUAGGUCAAGAGAGAUGAAUGAGAAUCGUGGGCUGAAUCCCGUAAAUAAACUUGAAGAAUGAAUAUGAUUUUAUUGAUGAGUUGAAAGAUGAUGAAUACAAAGGAAUGUAUCUUGAGAUGAUUACUAAAGAACAAGUAAUGCUUUUAAUCUAAUACAAAAGUUGAUAUAUGGAAAGAGAUGGCUUGUCUUUUAUCUUCUCCGUCUUUAUAUAGUCUAGGUUUCGUUGGCAGCUCUUCAACUGUUCUCCGAGAUAUUCGGCUUCAAUUACGGAACUCGCUUUAGGCUCCUCUUGACCGAGUCUCUUAAGGUGUUAGCUCACUUUCUGUCGUGACCUCUGCUAUGAUGUCUCCCAGAUCCAGUCGUCAGCUCGGCUUUCAGCUCCCUUUGUUAUGAUGGGCUUAUCGCAACCCACAUGCUAGUUCACGCUUAUCGGUACCUCACCUGAGGGUCAUAUUCGGGUCCAACAGUUGCCCCCAGCUUCCGAAUAAAAUCCUUUGUCUCGGAAGCUAGAAUCUAGCUAUCGAUCUUAUCUUUUCGUUGAGAUAAUGAUUAGUUCUUAUCCUAUUUAGAUUCGGCUUACCCGAUCUAACGGUCUUUAUUACGUUUGGCAGAAUCUACGGUUCAGAUGGAGAGGGUUUGAAAUGACCUUUCCAAUUCUCGAGAGGUGAUGGGAUAUAAAGCUGUGAACAUUAACUGCUAGCCUCCCACUUUCUCCACGCCUCCGUUCGGUUUCCAAGGUAACUUCUCUCCUCUCUCUUUAUUUUACUGCGAUUUCUAUUUUUUUUUAUCUUCCUCGUUACUUUUCUCUGCAAAUUCUCUCCCAAACCUUGCAAUCGAUUUUCUCCUUAACCUUCCCGUACUAUGGAUCAUCCGAAAGAAGGUUCCGGGGAAUCCGGGAUGCCUCCCUCUGCUUCUGGAGCUAAACUACUGAAAGUUAAGCAAGAAGUCGGAGCCAAGAUGAGGAAGGGGAAAAAGACAGCCAGGGAGGCAAUCGCGACCAGAGUUUCUAAACGGAAGAAGAAAGACGAUUCUAGCGGGAGCAGUCCUCACUCGCCUUCGUUGCUGAAAAAUCAAGACGUGGUUAACCUCAUGGUUCAAGCUCUCGGCCAAAAGGAGCUUGGCCGUGCCUGUAAUUCCGAUGAAACCCCCGAGACCGCUCCGGAGGGUUGGUUCUGUUGUCAUGAGAAGUACAUCUCCAAGUCUCACUUGAGAUUUCCUCUUCCGACCCUACUGCUUGAUCUACUAGAUCAUUAUCAGUUAGCCCUUUCCCAACUCUGUCCCUCGGUUAUCCGGGUGAUAAACGGCUUUAUCACUAGGUCCAAAGAGGAGGGGGUUAGCGUCGGUCUUACCGAACUUAUGAGCCUCUUCUCCCUGAAGGAAAGCACCUCUAAGGAGGGUGGUACCGGGACCUACUACCUCCCUAGUCGUCCCAAUCAUGUUAUCUUCAGAUUCUCUAGUAGUGAUGAUGACUGGAGGAAGAAGUAUUUUUACGUUAAAGUUGAUCCUUCGACGGUUCCUGUGGGUCGGAACCUUAGGGUCACUUGGACUAAUCCAUCUGGUUAGGAAUUCUAGGGAUAUGC
Molecule: messenger RNA, 1712 nt
Organism: Brassica napus (rape)
Lineage: Eukaryota; Viridiplantae; Streptophyta; Magnoliopsida; Brassicales; Brassicaceae
Exons: 2
Coding region: 994-1695 (233 amino acids)
Source: RefSeq, a predicted model, not a curated record